AUGAGUGGUCCAACUCUGACUGUGACGGUCUUACCAGCCGCCGAGUCCACCCAGCCGUCUUUUCCGACUCCCAGCCCUCCGGCGCCUCCUGCGCGUCCCUCUCCCUCUCCGACAGACCGACAGUCCAGUUCGGACAACGCCAGUGUUCAAGCCCCCACGCUCUUGCCUCGAGUGGCGCCUUCGCACGGACGGUCUUUGAGCGCCAACAUCCCCCACACCAGCUCACCGGCUUUCGAUGUCCCCUCUUUUGACUUCGGCCCCGACUUCGAUACUACAUUUUCCUUCUCCUCGACCGAGACUUCGAAAGACGAUACGGAUGAAACCCCCGCGGUAGCUGGCAACCAGGAUAGCAUGGCCGGCCCUGAGCCUAGGAUGGGCAAGGAUGGGAAGAGACGGACAUCAAUAACCCGGCCACAGUCAUGGAUGCCUUCGUCCAGGCCUUCCUUGAGCAUUCUGACCAGCCCUGAGGAGGAUGCGGGAAGAGAACCUGUGGCGGAUAGCGAGGAGACGACCGAUUCGCAGUUUUUGGCCCCAGGCGUAGGCACAGGCACGCAGGAGAGACAUAGGAGUGUCCCGGACUCGCUAACCAGUCUAACCAAGCGCUCGUGGAUAUCGGGAUCUCGGUCACCCUCGCCUGGUAAGAAGGACGAGGGCCUGGACGCAGCAUCCGACGCUCAGUUAGGUCGUGAGCGGUCUGCUAGUAACAGCUCGAUCAUGAAGCUUAGGAAAGCUCCGCGGAAACUACUAGCAUCGCCUGCCGAUGGUGACAGCAACAACAAAUCGGCAGAUCCUCCUGCUCUUGGCAAGUUUGGCACCUACCUGAAUAAGAUCAAGCAGCGACCGCCUUCCAUGCUCUCGAAGGGAAAGCUCCAUAGCGAUCGGGAUAGUCCCGCCUCCUCCACCGCUAGCAUUGCUCCCCCGUCCCUCGAUACCCGCCAGUCGCAUGCUUCCGAGACCAGCAACAGCACUUUCCCCGAGGACGGUACGCUGGCCAGGAUGCCGCAAGCUAGGGACCCCCUCUGGUCUACCUUCAAGGCCCUGGACUCGGAUUCUCACAAGUUUCAGACCAAGUCCACCAGUCUCAAGACGGGCAUGAUCAAGGCCAUCCUCGUGCCGUUUUUGAAGGGCUACGCCGGGCAUUCGUCGAACAGGAUGUUACACUACGAGGAUCUAGAGCGGCGGGCGCUCAUCCUGAAUAAGUGGUGGAAUGCGCUGCUCGAGCUGCUGGAUGGGAAGACGCAGCAACCGGUUGCCGGAGUCGACCGCCCUGUCCUCCUCGAUGCUAUAACCCUGCUCAUGAUGCGGCCAGAGUGGCGCCAAUGCAGCGCCAACUUCUCCCCGCUACCAGAUCGCAAUCCUAGGGAGCGUUUGCGAACACCCUCGCGCACUAGUUGCGACAAGUCUUCUACGUCGGUGGAUUCGACUGACUCCGCUUAUCUUGCCGAAUCCGCGAGACACAAUGUCAAAACCAUGUUCGUCACGAAUCUGGUGACGCAGAUGGCUAUCGUGGUGGACAAGCUAUCCCUGCGACACGCGCCUCUGAGCCUGGUCAACUUUGCCGGGAAGGCUUGCGCUUACGCCUUUUUCUUCGCGCCGGGUAUCGCCGACAUACUCGUGCGGCUCUGGUCCUUGACGCCGGAUAAGAUCCGCCGAGUUGCAGACGAGUUCGGCCUGCCGCGCCGUGGCAGGGAUGAAGCUGACGCGACGGCGCUCUUCCCCCACUGCGUCGACAAGCUGUGCUGGACUUCGGCCAAGGCCCUCUCCGAGUCUUUCAAGCAAGCCGCUAAGUUGCCGCUGACCGCCGCUAAAAUCGCGUGGAGGGGGCCGUGGGUUUCGAGGUGGACCGGGCGCGACACCGACCUGUUCUUCGUCUUCUGCAAGUACUACUACAUACUUGCGGAAGAGUUCAUGCCGGCAGACUGGCCGCUUUCCGAGAAAGCUCGCGCUCCGGGUUUCGUCCUCGUCAGCGCCCAGGUCCUCUCCAUCCUGGACUCGACCAUCCAUCGGCAGGCGGCCGUAGAGGCUAUGCUGGGGCCUCCGCUCACGGAUGCGGUCCACGGCACGGAUGCGUCCGCCAUGGCUCUGCCAGCCGCUCCGAAUAACAAUAUAAUGAAAGGCAUGAACGAGAACCGCCUCAUACUUCUCCUGAAGGAUAUGCUUUCUCCCGCGUCGACACUCUUCGUCGGCGCGCGGCACACGUUCGCUAAAUUGUUCACGGCAAUCAUGAGAGCGGCUGCGAAACGAACCUCGCAAUUCGACCACAACGCAUGUUUUACCCUCUGCGACUUUCUCGAGGAAUCGUUGGUGGCUUACGACAAUUUCGUCGACGUCGAGAAGCCCGAGACAAACUACGUUGACUGGCCGUUUUGGCUGGACGUCUGCAAGAAGAUGAUGGAUUCGAGCAACACGAUGUCGGAGAUUCGAGUUCUCUCUCUCCUCUUCUCAAUAUGGGAAGUGAUCGCAGGCGACCCGUCCCGUAAAGAGAUGUUCUCUCUCGGCUGGCUUCUCACGGAGGAAGUAUUUAACAAGCUGUUCAACAACUGGUGCCCCAUGGUCAGAGCAUACUACAUGCGCCUUCUCUGUUGGAGGGUAUGUAGAGAUGCUGGCAGCUCCAGCGAUUUGGAUACUAAAGUUUUCCUCGUGGUCUAUUCGCGUUUGAAGACGGUCUGGUCCCAUUAUCUCUGGUUAAAGCAGAAGGCUGAGCAGCAGGGAAAAUUCCCGCCCUCGACAGCACCCUCCUAUCCUACCCCAGGGAAGAGAUUCAUGAUCAUCCGCACCGAACUCCCACCGGCACAGCCCGGACUCAUGGUGGGCUUCGACUCUUCCAAUGCUUCGCCGGCGUCCGAUCCAUCGUCGAGCCCGCCCACUGACUUCGAAUCUAUGGACGCUAUUGACGAUGCGGAGCCUGGCUUCCAAAAGAAGAGGACCAGUCUUUUAGGGAGGCUUUUCUCUUUCACCGGAAGCACUACCGUCGCAAACGAUUUGGAAACUAUGAGACGUGAGGCCGCAGUAUCCCGCGGUCGCCCGGCCUUGCCCCCUAAACCAAGGGGUAACGCAAGCCCGUCUGGUUCCGAUUCCGACAGCAUAGGCUCAUCACCUACCUACGAAGCCCUGUUUGUGUUCAAAUUUACGCUGUCGUGGAAUGCUGCCGGUACGAUGUCGCCACCCAAUCGCAUUCUCACUCGUCCACGGCUGCCGACCCCAGCUCAGGCCUGGGUUACGGCGAAAGCUCGGACGGGGAGCCCGCCGCUGCCGCCGGCUAGCCGGCCCGCUGCGACCCGAGCAAUCUCCGGAAGCUCACAUCUCGGCCUCGUCGAUUCGGCGAAGAAUGCCGAUCCCUCCGCCUCCGGGGUUCCUUCGUCGCCUCCCCGCCUCUCCUUGUCUUUCGAUCGAGGGCAUAGCCUGAGCCCAGGGAGCCCUACCGCACCGGGUAGUGACGAACUGCAGCUCCAAAGUCCGGAAACCCUGGCUAAGGACGAGCUACCUUUUCAGGGCCAAAUUCCUCAUACCCAAGAACCCAUCGUUGUGCCAGCUGAGCCCAAAGGUCCCUUCGCCAUGGGUGUGAAGUACGCCGGGCGGGCCCUGGCGGAAUGGAGUCUGGUCGUUGCCGAAUGCAACAGCUUCGUCGAUCGAAGACGAGAGGAGGGUGUUCCGAGAUUGUGCGAGGUUGAGGUGCCAGCUCUUGGGGUAGAGGGCUUUAGAAAAAUAGGAUGA
Molecule: messenger RNA, 3714 nt
Organism: Durotheca rogersii
Lineage: Eukaryota; Fungi; Ascomycota; Sordariomycetes; Xylariales; Xylariaceae
Product: DUF1765-domain-containing protein
Exons: 2
Coding region: 1-3714 (1237 amino acids)
Source: RefSeq, a predicted model, not a curated record